Messenger RNA from Phoenix dactylifera (date palm), 897 nucleotides. RefSeq names its product zinc finger protein ZAT6. Gene Ontology annotation, molecular function: DNA-binding transcription factor activity; transcription cis-regulatory region binding. Gene Ontology annotation, cellular component: nucleus. The record is from RefSeq and is a predicted model, not a curated record. NCBI's taxonomy places the organism in Eukaryota, Viridiplantae, Streptophyta, Magnoliopsida, Arecales, Arecaceae. Gene Ontology annotation, biological process: regulation of DNA-templated transcription.
UAUAAAACAAACACCUUCUAUACUUUAGAAACCAUGGCUCUCCAAGCUCCACUGGACUCCGCCUCCUCUCCUGCUGCACUGAAACCAGCCCCAGAGGCGUUGCCAUGGGCGCAGGAGAAGCGCUCUAAGCGCCACCCCUCCUCCCCUCUCCAAACACAGGAAGAAUAUCUUGCUCUUUGCCUCGUUAUGCUCGCACGCGGCGACGACCACCGGCAGCCAUCGCCAUCUCCUCCUCCUCCUGCUCCUCCGCCGUCGCGGAAGCUUUGUUACAAGUGCUCUGUCUGUGGCAAGGCGUUCCCUUCUUACCAGGCGCUCGGCGGGCAUAAGUCCAGCCACCGGCGGCCAACCGGGAUUGAAGACGUCCGGCUCUUCUCUUCGUUUGCUGGCAGUGGAUCGGUGUCGUCGGGUGGUUCUGGUGGCGGCUCGGAGGGUGGCAGGGUCCACCGGUGCUCUGUUUGCUUUAGGAGUUUCCCGACGGGGCAAGCGCUGGGUGGGCACAAGCGGUGCCACUACUGGGAGGUGUCAUCGAGCUCGGAUGUGGCUUUGAGAGAUUUUGAUCUGAACCUGCCGCCGCCGCCGUUGCCGGAGUUUGGGGCGGAGAUGUGGGCGACAGGGGAGGAGGAGGAGGUCCAGAGCCCUGUGACCGUGAAGAAGCCAAGGCUUUUGAUUUCGGCCUAAACUACAGUUUUUUCUAUUGCAGGCAUGGAAGCUUUUUUAAAAAAAAUUGUUGUCAAGGAUUGCGUUGUUGUCCAUAGGAUCGUAGGAAGGAAGAUUUGUUCAUUAUUUGGAAAUGGCAAACGCCAAAGCAAGCAACAGUUAUUCUUUUUUUUUUUUUUUGACUCUUUGUUUUGUUUCCUCCAUUCUAUUUGCUCAAAAAAAAUAUUUACUUCUCUUCUA